UUUGUUUAGGCAGUAGGGAGGUUCUGUCAGGGUCUGGAUUGGAGUAACAAAGAACCGGACCCUACUUUUUAUGGUUGGAGUCUGAGGAGUAAACCCAGGAUUCCCCUUGCCUCAAAGAGUCUACAUGUCUAAUAUUUAGACAUGUUCAGCUUUGUGGAUAUUCGGUUAGCGCUGUUGCUGAGCGCAACAGUGCUUUUGGCGAGAGGUCAAGGAGAGGACGAUAGCGGUUUCGGCAGCUGCUCGUUGGACGGCCAACAAUACAACGACAAGGAUGUAUGGAAACCAGAACCCUGCCAGAUCUGCGUCUGUGACAGCGGAACCGUUAUGUGCGAUGAAGUGAUUUGUGAAGACACAACCGACUGCGCAGACCCUAUCAUCCCCGAUGGCGAAUGCUGUCCCAUCUGCCCCGAGACCGAUAACGAGGAACAGACUCCAGUGGGACCACCAGGAGAUCUAGGCCCUAAGGGAGAUCCUGGUCCCCCAGGUGUUCCCGGUAAUGAUGGCCUGGACGGCCAGCCUGGACUUCCCGGGCCCCAAGGCCCCCCUGGACCACCUGGCCUUGGUGGCGGAAACUUCUCUCCUCAGAUGCAUCAUGGUUAUGACGAGAAAUCCGGCGGCGGCGGCGGAUCCAUUAUUGGACCAAUGGGCCCAAUGGGUCCACGUGGUCUUCCCGGCCCACCAGGCAACUCUGGGCCCUCUGGUCACCCCGGCCCUGCUGGUGAGCCUGGUGAGCCCGGCGCUGCUGGCCCCAUGGGUCCCCGUGGUUCAAUGGGCCCCCCUGGCAAGAACGGAGAUAAUGGUGAGGCUGGCAGAUCUGGUCGCCCUGGUGAGCGUGGCUCCGCUGGCCCUCAGGGAGCUCGUGGUACCCCCGGAACCCCUGGACUUCCUGGGAUCAAGGGACACAGAGGUUUCAACGGUCUGGACGGAGCUAAGGGAGAUUCGGGUCCAGCCGGCCCUAAGGGAGAAGCUGGUGCCCCCGGUUCCAACGGUAGCCCCGGUUCCAUGGGUGCUCGUGGUCUUCCCGGUGAGAGAGGCCGUCCCGGACCCCCUGGCCCCUCUGGUGCUCGUGGUAAUGAUGGUAACUCUGGCCCUGCUGGAUCUGCUGGACCCACCGGCCCUGCUGGUCCCCCCGGAUUCCCUGGAGGUGCUGGAGCUAAGGGAGAGACUGGUCCUCAGGGCGGCCGUGGAUCAGACGGACCCCAAGGAUCUCGUGGAGAGCCCGGUAACCCCGGACCCGCUGGUGCUACUGGACCUGCUGGCGCCCCCGGCAGUGAUGGUCAGCCAGGAGGCAAGGGUGCACCUGGUGCUGCUGGUAUCUCUGGUGCUCCUGGUUUCCCAGGAACCCGCGGCCCUGCUGGACCCCCCGGUCCUGGAGGUGCCCCCGGCCCCAAGGGUCACCAUGGUGAUCACGGUCCCCAAGGCCCUAAGGGAGAGCCCGGCGUGAAGGGAGAGCCUGGUUCCACUGGUCCAGCUGGACUCCCUGGCCCCUCUGGUGAGGAGGGUAAGAGAGGUGCUCGUGGUGAGCCCGGCGGAGCUGGUGUUGUUGGACCCCCUGGAGAGCGCGGUAUGCCUGGUAUGCGAGGUUUCCCUGGCUCUGAUGGAGCUGCUGGUGGAAAGGGUGGUCCUGGUGAGCGCGGCGCUAAUGGACCAGCUGGAGCCCAAGGUGCUACUGGUGAGCCCGGUCGUCCCGGAGAACCUGGCUUGCCCGGAUCCAAGGGAAUGACUGGUAGCCCAGGCAGCCCCGGCCCCGAUGGGAAAGUUGGCCCCGCUGGUCUCCCAGGUAACGAUGGUCGUGCUGGACCCCCAGGCUCUUCUGGACCCAGAGGUCAGCCCGGACUGAUGGGAUUCCCCGGACCCAAAGGACCUGCUGGUGACAAUGGAAAGCCCGGAGAGAGAGGUGACGCUGGUGCUGUUGGUGGUGUUGGCGCUCCUGGCAAAGAUGGUGACGUUGGUGCUCCCGGACCCUCAGGCCCUGCUGGUGCUCAAGGAGAGAAAGGAGAGGGAGGUCCCGCCGGCCCUAAUGGAUUCCAGGGUCUGCCUGGUACUCAAGGAGCUACUGGAGAGCCAGGAAAGGCUGGUGAGCCUGGUAACCCUGGUGAGGUUGGUGCUCCCGGACCCAACGGAGCCAGAGGUGAAAGAGGUUUCCCCGGUGAGCGUGGUGGUAUUGGACCCGCAGGCCCAGUCGGACCUCGUGGAGCCAAUGGAUCUCCUGGUAACGACGGCGCUAGGGGAGAGCCUGGUAUUCCUGGUGCUUCCGGUGGUGUUGGAGCCCCCGGUAUGCAGGGAAUGCCCGGCGAGCGUGGCUCCAGCGGUAACCCCGGUGCCAAGGGAGAGAGAGGUGAUGGUGGCCCUAAGGGAGCCGAUGGUGGCCCUGGAAAAGACGGCAUGCGUGGUCCAACCGGACCCAUCGGAUCCCCCGGACCCACCGGUGCUCACGGAGAGAAGGGUGAGGCUGGUCUCGCUGGCCCCCCUGGUCCCAGUGGUGGUCGUGGUUCCCCUGGUGAGCGUGGUGAGCAUGGUGCCCCCGGACCUGCUGGAUUUGCUGGACCCCCAGGUGCUGACGGUCAGCCUGGCAACAAGGGAGAGCCUGGUAACACUGGCCCCAAGGGUGAUGCUGGUGCUCCCGGACCUGGUGGACCCGUUGGCGCUCCUGGACCUCAGGGCCCUGCCGGUAGUGCUGGUAGUAAAGGAGCCCGUGGUGCUGCUGGACCCCCUGGUGCUUCUGGUAUGCCUGGACCAAGUGGAAGAGUUGGCCCUCCUGGCGGCAGUGGAGCUCCCGGACCCCCAGGCCCUCCUGGUCCUGCUGGUAAAGAGGGACAGAGGGGUGGACGUGGUGAGACUGGUCAUGCUGGUCGCCCCGGUGAGCCUGGAGGAGCUGGACCCCCCGGACCCCCAGGACCAACUGGAUCAAAGGGUAACGAUGGCUCAGCGGGAGCCCCAGGACUCCCUGGACCCGGAGGUAUUGCAGGACAGCGUGGUAUUGUGGGCGCACCAGGAGGAAGGGGACCCAGUGGCAACUCAGGAACCCCUGGACCUGCCGGAGAGCCCGGUAAGCAAGGACCCAGCGGCCCAGUUGGUGAGCGUGGAUCCCCUGGCCCCAUGGGACCCCCUGGACUGCCCGGUGCUAAUGGCGAGGCUGGUCGUGAAGGUUCCCCUGGUCAUGAUGGUGUUUCCGGUCGCGAUGGACAUCCCGGCCCCAAGGGAGACCGCGGUGAGCAAGGUCAUGCUGGUUCUCCUGGAGCUCCCGGACCUCCCGGUGCCCCCGGUCCCGCUGGUGCUUCUGGCAAGGCUGGUGCCCGCGGAGAGACUGGUCCUGCUGGUCCCGCUGGCCCAAGUGGUCCUGCUGGUGGUCGUGGUGGUCUUGGCCCUGCUGGUGCACGCGGAGACAAGGGAGAGGCUGGAGAGAGUGGCGAGAGAGGCCACAAGGGACACAGGGGUUUCAAUGGCAUGCCCGGUGCUCCUGGACUCCCUGGCCCCCCUGGUGAGUCUGGACCUGCUGGACUUAACGGACCCUCUGGACCCAGAGGACCCCACGGUCCUAGCGGCGCAACCGGUAAGGAUGGCAUGAACGGUCUGCCUGGACCUAUUGGACCCCCAGGACCCCGUGGUCGCAACGGAGAGAUGGGACCCGCUGGUGCUCCCGGUUCUCCAGGUCUCCCCGGACCCCCUGGCCCACCCGGCGGCGGUUUCCACAUUGCACCCAUUUACCACCAGGAGAAGGGACCGGACCCCCUGCGUGGAGGCAGCUACAACUACCGCGCUGACGAGCCUGACAAGAUGAACGACCGUGACAUGGAGGUGGACACCACCCUGAAGACCCUGAGCCAGAAGGUCGAGAACAUCCGUAGCCCAGAGGGAACCCAGAAGAACCCUGCCCGCAUGUGCCGUGACAUCAGGAUGUGCCAUCCCGAGUGGAAGAGCGGCCAGUACUGGGUGGAUCCCAACCAGGGCUCCCCUCUGGAUGCUGUCCAGGUCUACUGCAACAUGGAGACUGGAGAGACCUGCGUCUACCCAUCCCAGGACACCAUUCCCAUGAAGAACUGGUACACCAGCAAGAACAUCAGGGAGAAGAAGCACGUCUGGUUCUCAGAGUCCAUGGACAAUGGCUUCCAGUUCCAGUACGGUAGCGAGGGCUCCAACCCAGAGGAUGUCAACAUCCAGCUGACCUUCAUGCGCCUGAUGUCCAACGAGGCUUCACAGAACGUCACGUACCACUGCAAGAACAGCAUCGCCUACAUGGACGAGGCCACAGGCAACCUGAAGAAGGCCCUGCUGCUCCAGGGAGCCAACGAGAUCGAGAUCAAAGCAGAGGGCAACAGCCGCUUCACAUACACCGUCAGCGAGGAUGGCUGCACGUCACAUAGUGGCACAUGGGGCAAGACAGUCAUCGACUACAAGACAUCAAAAACAUCUCGCCUUCCCAUCAUUGACAUCGCUCCUAUGGACGUUGGUGCACCUGAUCAGGAGUUUGGCGUCGAAGUGGGCCCCGUCUGCUUCGUAUAAAAACAAAAGAAUUAUGGACAUGAAAUUGUUUGUUUUUUCUAGCAGUCAUCUCUAAUUCUAUUUUCUAUUCAUUACCUACAAACUCAUUCGGCUGCCACUGGUCCACAAGCUUAAAACUACUCUGCUGAAGAUGUCAUUUGCGUGUUUUUGAUUCGGAAGAAAUAUUUUUUGGAACUGCUACUUCAACCAAAACCUACAACAAUCAAGGACACUUAAAAAAAGAAUAUUUCAUUUCAACUUGCAGCAAGAAAAUAAUGUAAAGUUGUAAAGUGUAAAAUCCCCCCUGGAGAAACAAAAUGAGAUCAUGGUGACUUUUUUUAUACCACUGCGGAAGGACAAUGAAAGAAACCAAAUGCUAUGUACCAUUGGAUGGUAUUAAAUAAAUCUUAAAAAUGACAGUGAAGUGUCUUCUUGUUCUAAAUUUACAUCUGAAAGUUCACCUUAAUUUUUAAUACCUUAAUGGCUACCUCAGAAAAGAAGUCCAUGUUACCAAAAAUGUUUCAGUAUCCCUAGGGCAGAUUUUACACUCCAUGCGUUUAUCAUUGGAAUCAACUGUCAAAGGUGCUAUAAUAUCAACUCAAAAGGUCCAGUUAUUGGUGUUUGAUGGAGAAAUAUUAGCAACAUCCAGUAAUUGCUUUUGGAUCUUUGGUGCUAUAAAAUCAAUACAAUGUAUAGCUUGUUUUCUUUGUCAAGUGUUGGUUUAUUAACAGUUCUGAAAUAUAAUUUACUGUGUGGAUAAAUCAUGCUGAUGGUUUCUGGUGUAGACUUAAGCGAGUGGUUUUGUUUUUGGUUGUAUUUCAUUUCCCUGACUCCCUGAUGUCGCACCCCUCUGACUGUUGCUAUCACUACACCACUAAAGUACCACAAAACCCCUGGUCUGUUUGUUUGUGUUUUGUUUGUUAAAAAAAAACAUUUUAGCGAAGUUUCUAAAAAAAAAAGAUGGGAAGAGUAGAAAAAAAUCGGAGAAGCAGACACACUUCCACGGUUUUGAAUAAAGAGAAUCUGUACUGAUGUUGUACAUGUAUAAUAAAUCAAGAUGUUUUUAAUUAUUUGGAUGCUGAAUAAAGCAUGUGAAGUGGUCUA
Messenger RNA from Esox lucius (northern pike), 5586 nucleotides. It is a transcript of the gene col1a1b, whose product is annotated as collagen, type I, alpha 1b. Gene Ontology annotation, molecular function: extracellular matrix structural constituent; protein binding. Gene Ontology annotation, biological process: skeletal system development. The transcript is spliced from 49 exons. NCBI's taxonomy places the organism in Eukaryota, Metazoa, Chordata, Actinopteri, Esociformes, Esocidae. Gene Ontology annotation, cellular component: cytoplasm. The coding region runs from base 142 to 4503 and encodes 1453 amino acids. The record is from RefSeq and is a predicted model, not a curated record.